AUGAGGGAGUGUAUCUCCGUGCACGUGGGCCAAGCCGGGGUGCAGAUGGGCGUGGCGUGCUGGCAGCUGUACUGCCUCGAGCACGGCAUCCGGCCGGACGGCACGCUGCCCUCUUGCGAGGCGGACGCUGGCGCGGCGGACUCGUGCUUCAAUACGUUCUUCUCGGAGGCGGACCGGGGCAAGAUGGUGCCCCGCGUGGUCAUGGUCGACCUGGAGCCCACCGUGAUUGACGAGGUUCGCAAUGGCGAGUAUCGACAGCUCUACCAUCCUGAACAGCUGAUCACGGGAAAGGAGGACGCUGCCAACAACUACGCGCGCGGGCACUAUACCACAGGUCGCGAUAUCCUCAGCCCCGUCAUGGAAAGGGUUAGGAAAUUAGCCGAUCAGUGCACUGGCUUACAGGGUUUCUUCGUGUUCCACUCUUUUGGCGGUGGCACUGGUUCGGGUUUUACCUCCCUUCUAAUGGAGAAGCUCUCGGAGGAGUUUGGGAAGAAGAGUAAGCUGGAGUUUGCGAUUUAUCCCGCUCCUCAGGUCUCAACGGCGGUGGUCGAGCCGUACAACGCUGUGCUGACGACGCACGCCACCAUCUCGCACUCCGACUGCGCCUUCAUGGUGGACAACGAGGCCAUAUACGACAUCUGCCGGCGGCGGCUCUCCAUCGAGCGGCCCUCGUACGCCAAUCUCAACAGGCUCAUAUCGCAGGUUGUGUCCUCGAUAACGGCGUCGCUGCGAUUCGACGGCGCGCUGAAUGUUGACCUGACGGAGUUCCAAACCAACUUGGUGCCCUACCCGAGGAUCCACUUCCCGCUGGCAGCCUACGCGCCCGUCGUCUCCUCGGACAAGGCGUACCACGAGGGCAUGUCGGUGUCGGAGAUCACCGCGGAGCUGUUCGAGCCGCAGAACCAGAUGGUGAAGUGCGACCCGCGCGAGGGCAAGUACAUGGCGUGCUGCCUCCUGUACCGCGGCGACGUGGUGCCCAAGGACGUGAACGCUGCCAUCGCGAGCAUGAAGGGGCGCGCCGGCAUCCGCUUCGUGGACUGGUGCCCCACCGGGUUUAAGGUGGGCAUCAACUACCAGCCGCCGUCGGUGGUGGCGGGCGGUGACCUGGCGCAGGUGAAGCGCGCCGCGUCGAUGCUGAGCAACACCACCGCCAUCGCCGAGGCGUGGGGCAAGCUCGACCACAAGUUCGACCUGAUGUACGCCAAGCGCGCCUUUGUGCACUGGUACGUGAGCGAGGGCAUGGAGGAGGGUGAGUUUUCGGAAGCGCGCGAAGAUCUCGCCGCUUUGGAGCGGGACUAUGACGAGGUUGCCGUUGAGAGCUCUGACAUGGAGACUGUCGAGGACGAGCUG
Iphiclides podalirius (scarce swallowtail) is the source of this 1350-nucleotide messenger RNA. NCBI's taxonomy places the organism in Eukaryota, Metazoa, Arthropoda, Insecta, Lepidoptera, Papilionidae. The record is from the annotation of a GenBank genome assembly.